This is a messenger RNA of Drosophila willistoni, 2302 nucleotides long. It is a transcript of the gene RIC-3, whose product is annotated as resistance to inhibitors of cholinesterase protein 3. The coding region runs from base 244 to 1857 and encodes 537 amino acids. The transcript has 11 exons. Gene Ontology annotation, biological process: synaptic transmission, cholinergic; protein localization to cell surface. Gene Ontology annotation, cellular component: intracellular membrane-bounded organelle; neuron projection; neuronal cell body. The record is from RefSeq and is a predicted model, not a curated record. NCBI's taxonomy places the organism in Eukaryota, Metazoa, Arthropoda, Insecta, Diptera, Drosophilidae.
UAUCUUUCAGAUGAUGCUUUAAACAAACAAAACAACAACAAAUAACACAAAACAACCAAAAUGAGCCAACGUCAAAGUUAACCACGAAUCAAUCAACCAACCAAACUGAACAGAGCAGGAACAACUUAUCAGCACGAAGCGAGAUAAAGUUGCCUUACGUUUUAGCUUUAAAAUAUAAACAUACAAAUUAACCACGAAGCACAAUAAAGGAACAAAAUCAACGAAAACACGAAUUGAAUCAUUAUGUCCACAGCAAUAAAGAAACGGCCUGCUCCAUCGUCUAGCUCAAGCGGAGGCGGAGUGGAAGAGGCUAUGACUUCCAAAAAGACGGCACUCAUCAUAGUCACGGUUAUUGGUUGCAUUGCCAUUCUGUGGCCCAAAGUUUUCCAUCCCAUGAUGUUUGGCCCAGCCACGGUCAAGCCAAAUAUCAAGGAUCCCCGAGGCGGAGGGCCAGGAGGCUGUUGCGAUGUCGUACUUGACCGUGAGGAAUUCUUGAAUGCAUCGAAGCCGAGUCCCGAACCAUUUGUGGGUCCCCAUUUGUAUCGCAAACAAAUUAAUUUGUAUACAGGCGAAAUAAGUUUGCGCCAGGAGCGACCAGCCCACUUGCAUCCAGAAUCGAUAUAUCAGGCCAUGAGAGAGCGUGGACGGGCCAUUCCAGCCACGCCCACUGUGCCCAUCGUUGAACGCAAAAGUUCUCCAAGCAAUCCGCCGCCUCGAAUUGUUGAUGGACGGCCUGGACCCAUUCCUGGAAUGCGACCACCCAUGGGUGCAGGAGCAGUGCAUCAUCCGGCUCAGCAGCGUGGAGGUGGCAUGGGAUUCCUUAUGCCUCUUUACACAAUUGGAAUUGUUCUCUUCUUUGGCUAUACCAUAAUGAAGAUUGCGUUCAAGAAGCAGGUGCCAAAUGCACCCUAUGGACCAGCCCCAACCGAUCCCAGUUUCCGUCAGGAGGUUUUUGGCCAUUCUAACCACAGCCAAGUGGAGGAUUUGGGUAACACAAAAUUGGGCUGGCGGGAACAUCAAACAAGAAUCGUCGCCAGCACAGCGGCAAAAGGAAGGCGCACAAAUGGCACAAAGGAGCUCUACAAUGCCAGUCUGUCGGCCACCGAAGUGGCCACAAAUUUGCAGCAACAGCAGCAGCAACAACGUCAAUCCUUGGUCGAGGUGGAGAAAACCAUGUUUAAUAAGGAAACCGAACAGUUGAUGGAAAUAGAAAAAUUGCGCAAGAAACUCGAGGAUACAGAACGAGCCAUGGCCAAGCUGAUUGCCGAAAUGAACACGGAUCAGUAUGAGGCAAAGCAAAACGACAACGAAAACAGGAAACCAUUAGACAAGCAAAACAUUUCCAAUGGGCAUACAAAUAUUGACCAGGGUGAGCAACAGGAACAGGAGCAAUCGCCACAAACGACAUCGAUCACAACUUCAUCUAAGCCACUUCAUACGAAACGUCGGGACAUUAGCGCUGAACGAGAAAUGAUGGUUUUGGGCAUGGAGUUAACAGCCAGUUGUGAGGGCGGCCAAAAAUGGAAUGCUGGACGCCCUCCAACUCCUGUUUUCCGAACAGCACAAAGCGAACAUUCCAAAUUGGAUGAGAGUUUACCCGAACCGCAAUCAAUUUACUUGGAAGGGGCUUUGGCGCAUGAGGGUCAGAUUUUGGUAGCCGAUUCUCAAAUCAAACGCGAAGAGGUCUACGAUGCUGAGCUUAAUGGUUCAUCUGAAGAACCAGCUGUCAUACUAAGCAGCAAAAUGACAUUAUCAUUGAUUAAUGUGGACUCAAAUCAGCAAAUUUGCAAUCCAAGCAAACCGGAAAUCGAAAGUCCUUUGGCUGAUGAUAUUGAAAUUAUUGGACAUUAUGACUAAGCAUUACAAAUCUCGGGGCAUUUGAUUUUUAUUGACUUUUUUUCACAAUAUACAUACAAAAAGAACCGAACGAAAAUUAUGCAACAAGUUCCACACCACAAUUACGACUGAUUUAAAAACAAUGUGAAAAUCAAGAAGUGUUUAAUCAUAAACUUUUCAUUUCCUCAUUUUGUAGGUACAUAUGUUCAUACAUAUAUACGACUAACAAAACAUUUUGUUACAUUAUUCUCCUCUUUUUUGUAUGUUGUAAUUUUAAUUUCGCACUGUUCCAAAAAUUGCUCAGUCUAUAUUAAUCUAAUCGAUAUCCUAAAAUAUUUGUAUGCCAAACAACGUCAUUAAAUGGAUCUAUUGUAUCUUUUUUUAUGUUAGUUGAAACGAAACCUAGUCUACCACUAUCUAUUUAAGAUCUAAGCGCAUAAAUAUUCAUCACCCAUUAUCAACUACA